Saxophila tyrrhenica is the source of this 2094-nucleotide messenger RNA. It is a transcript of the gene AMO1, whose product is annotated as peroxisomal copper amine oxidase. The transcript is spliced from 2 exons. Gene Ontology annotation, molecular function: primary methylamine oxidase activity; copper ion binding; quinone binding. Lineage: Eukaryota; Fungi; Ascomycota; Dothideomycetes; Mycosphaerellales; Extremaceae. The record is from RefSeq and is a predicted model, not a curated record. Gene Ontology annotation, biological process: amine metabolic process. The coding region runs from base 1 to 2094 and encodes 697 amino acids.
AUGGUCCUCGAACGCCUCCAGCAGAUGGCAUCCCAUCUCACUGGCCAAGUCGCGGAGCACCACCCCUUCGAUCCUCUGUCAACAGACGAAAUCGCAGCAGCAGUCGAGAUCGUCCGGCGCGAGCACAACGAUGUACACUUCAACGCAGUAUCCCUCGAAGAACCGAAGAAGGCGGAGAUGAUGCGAUGGGUGGCCGAUUCAGAAUACACUCCCAAGCCACAUAGAAUCGCGGAUGUCGUCUGCAUCGGACGGGGCAGCAGGGUGUUCGACGGCCUGGUGGACUUGACAGAGGGUCGGAUUGUGCAGUGGGAGCUCACAGAGGGUGUUCAGCCGCUCAUCACUAUGGAAGACCUGCAGAUCGUCGAGACGGUGGCCAGGAAGGACCCCAAGGUCAUAGAACAAUGCGGUAUCUUGGGUAUACCGCCAGAGGAAAUGCACAAGGUGUACUGUGAUCCUUGGACCAUAGGCUACGAUGAACGCUUUGGCUCGAAAGUGCGGCUCCAGCAGGCGUUGAUGUAUUACAGACCGCAUCCCGAUGACUCUCAAUACACGUAUCCGCUCGACUUCUGCCCGAUCUACAACGCAGAUACCCAGCAGAUCGUACACAUCGACGUACCGAAGACUCGAAGACCGCUCAACACCGCCCCGCCGAUCAACUACCACGCCGAAGCUAUCAAGAAAGAGGGCGGCGUCAGAGACGAUCUCAAACCACUCAAUAUCACACAACCAGAAGGCGUCUCCUUCAAGCUCGACGGCCGCACUCUGAAAUGGCAGAACUGGAGCGUCCACAUCGGCUUCAACUACCGCGAAGGCAUCGUCCUGUCCAACGUCACUUUCAAUGACAAAGGCAACAUCCGGCCCGUCUUCUGGCGCAUGUCUCUGGCAGAAAUGGUCGUGCCCUACGGCAACCCAGAGCAUCCUCACCAGCGCAAGCACGCUUUUGAUCUUGGCGAGUACGGCGGCGGCUACAUGACGAACUCCCUUGCCCUGGGCUGCGACUGCAAAGGCGCGAUUCACUACCUCGACGCCGCUUUUGUGAACAAGGCAGGCGAGCCACAGACGAUCAAGAACGCCAUCUGUCUUCAUGAAGAAGAUGCAGGGAUUCUGUUUAAGCACACCGACUUCCGCGACGACUCGUGCACCGUGACACGCGGCCGAAAAAUGAUCAUCAGCCAUGUCUUCACAGCUGCCAACUACGAAUAUUGUGUCUAUUGGAUCUUACAUCAGGAUGGUGUUAUACAGCUGGACAUCAAACUGACUGGCAUUCUGAACACUUACGCAUUGGCGCCAGGGGAGGACGCUGCCCCUUGGGGAACUGAGGUGUAUCCAGGAGUGAACGCGCACAACCAUCAGCAUCUGUUCUGCUUGCGAUUAGAUCCGAAUAUCGACGGGCCGCAGAACACGGUCUUCGAAGUCGACGCAACACGUGGCGACGGCGAACCUGGGAGCGAGCAGAAUCCGUACGGCAACGCUUUCUACGCUAAGAAGACAGCGUUGAAAACCAUGUCCACCGGAAUGUCCGACUACGACGCCAGCACCUCCCGCACCUGGGACUUCUCCAACCCCAACAAACUAAACCCCCACUCCCACAAACCCGUCUCCUACAAACUAGUAUCCCGCGACAUCCCCCCUCUUCUCCCCAAAAAGCACAGCCUCGUCUACAACCGCGCCGGCUUCGCCCGCCACGCCCUCCACGUCACCCGCCAGUCAGACACCCAACUCCACCCUGCCGGCCGUCACGUCCCGCAGACCUCCGGCACGCCUUCACAGGGGAUACCGGCGUGGAUCGCAGCGGAUCCGGAGGGCGGGAUCGAGAACACGGAUGUAGUGGUCUGGCAUACGUUCGGGGUGGUGCAUUUUCCGAGUCCGGAGGAUUAUCCGAUUAUGCCGGCGGAGGGCAUGGGGGUGUUGUUGCGGCCGCGGAAUUUCUUCGAUAGGAAUCCGGCGUUGGAUGUUCCGGCUAGCUAUUCGAGUACGCCGAGUCAGGUGCAGGCGGGGAAGGAAGGGGUGAGGGUGGUGGUGGAUGGGUUGAGUCGGCUGGCGUUUGGAGGAGGUGGGGAGAAGCCGGCGAGUGAUGAUUGUGGGUGCAAGUAG